This is a messenger RNA of Poeciliopsis prolifica (blackstripe livebearer), 3025 nucleotides long. RefSeq names its product phosphatidylinositol binding clathrin assembly protein b (gene picalmb). Lineage: Eukaryota; Metazoa; Chordata; Actinopteri; Cyprinodontiformes; Poeciliidae. The transcript has 24 exons. The record is from RefSeq and is a predicted model, not a curated record. Gene Ontology annotation, cellular component: clathrin-coated pit; synaptic vesicle; clathrin-coated vesicle. Bases 675 to 2885 code for a protein of 736 amino acids. Gene Ontology annotation, molecular function: phosphatidylinositol-4,5-bisphosphate binding; SNARE binding; 1-phosphatidylinositol binding. Gene Ontology annotation, biological process: clathrin-dependent endocytosis; clathrin coat assembly; synaptic vesicle budding from presynaptic endocytic zone membrane.
CAUUCUCCGCGGAUGCUGAUCGUAAGCCCGCUGCUGAGUGGUGUUCACGAGAGCAAAGCGGAACAGACCCGCCAUUUCCCCUUCUCACAGGUCCUUUUUUCUUCUUCUUCUUCUUCUUCUUCUUCUGCUCUCUCCUUUCACGGCGCUUUGACGCUGAGCAGCAGCAGCGAGCAGCAGGAGGAGGGAGAACUGGGGGAGGAGAAGCAGGAGGAGGAGGAGCGGCGACAACGACGACUUGCGGAGCGGCGGAGGCAGGGAACCGGCGGCGCUACAUCGGGAUGAGAGCGAGACAGAGACCCGGGUCGAAUGAGUCAGCGAAAGAAACCUUCACUGUCUUGGCAUUUCUAAAAUCCGAAUGAAUCGGGACUGACCCUGCCUGAAGAAGAAGAUCUAUCUAUUUUUUAAAUAUAUAUCAAUUCUUGUCAGAUUCGGGUUUCCUUUAUAUUCCGCCCUCCUCUGGUCCGCGUCUGCCAUAGCCUAGUUUUGAUUUUUCUUUCCUCCGAGUGAGGUGGGAAAAAGGGGGGUCUUGAGAGGCAAAGGAGGCGGUGGAUAUCAGAUUUCAUUUUUUAAACAGCUGGGGGAAACGCAAAUCUAACUUCGGAGGCUAAAGCCGUUCGGGCUCCGCGGUUUUUUUUUUUUUUUUGGAGUCUUUUGUUUCAUUGAGUGAAGCGAAGAUGUCGGGACAGAGCAUUACGGACAGGAUAACGGCAGCCCAGCACAGUGUAACGGGAUCCGCGGUGUCGAAAACAGUAUGCAAGGCCACCACGCACGAAAUUAUGGGCCCAAAGAAGAAACAUUUGGACUAUUUGAUCCACUGCACCAACGAGAUGAACGUGAACAUUCCCCAACUGGCCGACUCUUUAUUCGAGAGGACCACCAACACCAGCUGGGUGGUGGUUUUCAAGUCGCUCAUCACCACACACCACCUCAUGGUGUAUGGCAACGAGCGAUUUAUCCAAUACCUGGCAUCAAGGAAUACACUUUUCAACCUCAGCAAUUUUUUGGACAAAAGCGGCCUACAAGGCUACGACAUGUCUACGUUCAUCAGAAGGUAUAGUCGGUACCUGAACGAGAAAGCCGUCUCCUACAGACAGGUUGCCUUCGACUUCACAAAAGUUAAACGAGGAGUCGACGGCGUAAUGAGGACCAUGAACACAGAGAAGCUGCUCAAGACCAUACCCAUUAUUCAGAACCAGAUGGACGCCCUCCUCGACUUUAACGUCAAUGCCAACGAGCUGACUAAUGGAGUCAUCAAUGCAGCCUUCAUGCUCCUCUUCAAAGACUCCAUCAGGCUCUUUGCUGCUUACAACGAAGGCAUCAUCAACCUGCUCGAGAAGUACUUUGACAUGAAGAAGACUCAGUGUAAAGAAGGCCUGGACAUUUACAAAAAGUUCCUCACUCGCAUGACCCGGAUAUCGGAGUUCCUCAAAGUAGCCGAGCAGGUGGGAAUUGAUCGAGGAGAUAUCCCAGACCUCUCACAGUUCACGGUUUGUGCUCCCAGCAGCCUCCUGGAAGCUCUGGAGCAGCAUUUGGCCUCUUUAGAAGGGAAGAAAGUCAAAGACUCUACUGCAGCCAGCAGGGCCAGCACUCUAUCAAAUGCAGUGUCAUCAUUGGCUAGCACAGGGAUGUCUUUCACUAAGGUGGAUGAGCGGGAGAAGCAGGCAGCUCUAGAGGAGGAACAGGCCCGGCUCAAAGCUCUCAAGGAGCAGAGGCUCAAAGAGCUCUCAAAGAGGCCAUCUUUUUCCACCACCGAUACAUCGCCGAUCUCCACCACUGGGGGCACCAUCAGCACAGCACCAACCAUUGACCUCUUCUCCACACCCAGCUGCUCAAACGGUGCGGUCAAGAUGGAGAGCGACCUUUUUGACCUGCAGCCAAGCUUCCAACCCUCCAUGCAGUCGGCCUCCACAGGCCUCCCGGUGGCCACGGCGUGGGCAGAUCCUUUCACCUCUACUGAAGCUGGAGACGAUUCCAUGCCAAACCUUAACCCUUUCCUGUCAAAACUCGUUGUCGAUGCCACUCACUUACCUGUCGUGUCUUCAGACGGUGUUAGCUUUUCCUCUAGGACAUCCGGUCAUGAAAUGUUUGGUGAUCGUUACAAUCCCUUUACUGACACAAACUCAUCAGUUUCAACCAAUUACAAACGCACAGUGCGGAUAGAGCACUCCAUCUCAGACUCCUUCUGUGGUCCGGUGUCCGUUGCUCAACACCUCCCACACCAGGCUCCCUUCCCCACUGAGCCCUCUACUGUAGCAGGUCUAUUCAGAGGAUACUCAACGCCUCAAGCCCCUGCACAACCGCCAGCAGGGGGCCUACAGGUGGACUUUGAGUCGGUUUUUGGAACCAAAGCCGCCGGCAGCGGGAGCCUCAACUCUGACGAUCUCACCGGAGGCAUCCUGAAGCCGAUGCUCGCCGGCUCCAACCAGCCGUCCAAUCAGCUUCCCGAGAAGCUGGUGUCAGACGACCUUGACUCUUCCCUGGCCAACCUUGUCGGCAAUCUGGGCAUCGGAAACGGAACGAUGAAGAAUGACAUCCACUGGAGCCAGCCGGGGGAGAAGAGGAUGACCGGCGGCACCAACUGGCAACCCAAGGCUGCGCCCAGCACCACCUGGAACCCUGUCUCCAUGCCGCCGUCAGUCAUGGCCUUCCCCGCCACCACUCCCACAAGCAUGAUGGGAUACAGCAUGCCUCCACAAAUGGGCUCCAUGGGGAUGAUGAAUCCGCCCACCAUGAUGUACACCCAGCCCGUCAUGAGACCACCCAACCCCUUUGGCUCGGUGUCCAGCGCUCAGCCCUCUGCAGCCUCUAGUCCUUCCAGCCAGAGUCCUCUCCGAGCCCCUGGACAGGACCCGUUUGCACACCUCUCUCUCAAGGAUUUCUUGUAGAGCAUCUCUUUAGAUGCAGUUCAUGUAAUUUGAAGGAAGCGUCUCUCAGAAGAUGAAGCACUUAGCUGCAAAACUUUGUCCUCGUUGCAGUCGAACUCUUCAGAGAAGCAUCACCCCCCCCCACCCCCCGCUCCCCAUCU